AUGAACGUCGGCAUCAUGAAGCCCUUCAAGCCGCCGACCAUCUACAACCGGCCACAGACCACGACAAAUGCGUCUCAGCACUUCAGCCAAUCGCCUCCAGCCAAGAGACGGCGCAUCAGCGAAGAUGAAGAGGAGCGAGCCCAGACGACCAUCGCUGCAGCGAAAGUGCUCAAGAAACCCGAGCCUUCUCAGAAGUUUCAGUCGCCUUCUUUUCGCAGUCCUCUAGUCCCAGUUCCAAAUGGGUCUUCUCAGCCAAAUUCCAGCUCGGAGCCAGUGCAGGAGCAGUUCUUCGUCGUGGUGUGGCGAAAGUUCACCAUGAAGAAGAACAAAACCUGGGAUGGUGACGGCGUGCUAUCGGUCAAAGGCACCCAGGCUAGGUUACAGAACAUUGAUGGCAAAGACUUCGGCCGGGGCACCUGUAAAGGCCCGCUCAUGGUAGGAUCGGAAUUGUCCAUCGGUGGCAAAGACGUGGAGGUUGAAUCCAUGAUUUCCAGAGAUGAUUACAUUUCCGGCCGCGUCUUUCUGGGCAACGCAAAGGGUACUAAGAGUGCACCAACGCCUUCACUGAAGGAGAUCGAUGGCACCAGUCGCGUCUCGGCAAAAGAACAGGCGAAGUUUAAGAAGCUCGCCCUCACGCAGAAGAAGACUUCGCUCAAGCCUCCACCCAACAGUACGGCAAGCAGAGCAGCUUUCAAGGCACCGCUCAUUCAGAACCAUGUCCUGGCUCCAGUCAAGAACGCAAAAGUCCCGACUCCUCGCCACGCCAUUGACUCAGAUUCGCUGGUAAUGCAACGACCAAGUAAAGUCCCAAAGGGCAAGCAGAUCGUUGAUGUUGUGGUGGACCCGAUCCUGACACGCCAUCUGCGUCCACACCAGCGUCAAGGCGUCCAGUUCAUGUAUGAAUGCGUCAUGGGUAUGAAGGACUACGACGGGGAAGGCGCAAUUCUUGCAGAUGAGAUGGGUCUCGGCAAGACGCUUCAGACGAUUGCAUUGCUGUGGACGCUGCUAAAGCAGAACCCGAUUUUCGAGGAACCUCCUGUCAUCAAGAAGGCAUUGAUAGUGUGUCCAGUCACGCUGGUGAAUAACUGGAGGAAAGAGUUCCGGAAAUGGCUCGGAAACGACCGUGUUGGCGUAUACAUGGUAGAGAACAACAAGAUGAGACUCACAGAUUUCACUAGAGGCAGGGCAUACCAAGUGAUGAUCAUCGGCUACGAGAAACUCACGAAAGUCCAGAAGGAGCUCCAAGGAGCCUCGGGCAUCGACAUUGUCAUUUGCGACGAGGGCCAUCGACUCAAGUCAAGCACAAACAAAGCAGCAUCUGCGAUCAAGACUCUCAGCACUGAGCGUCGCGUGAUUCUGAGUGGGACCCCAGUGCAGAAUGACUUGGCCGAGUUUCACACGAUGGUCGACUUCGUCAAUCCUAACAUCUUGAGCAAAUACACGACCUUCAAGCGGGAAUUCGAAAAUCCUAUCGUCAAAUCACGGCAACCAGGAGCAGCGAAGAAUGAUCUAGAGAAAGGCGAGGCCCGAAGUGCCGAGCUGGCCGGGAUCACUGGGAAGUUCAUCUUGCGUCGUACGGCUGAAAUUCUGUCCAAGUACCUGCCACCCAAGACAGAGUACGUGAUCUUCUGCAAGCCGACCGAAACCCAGCGUAAGAUCUAUCGCCAUAUCAUUGGCACCCAGGCUGUCGCGUCCGCGCUGCGUGCAGGUGCCGGUGGCUUGGAAGGAAUCACAGCUCUGAAGAAACUCUGUAACAGUCCGACGCUCUUGCAGCAGAGGACCAAGUCGGGCGAGAUCAAGCGCAACGACCUUGUAGAGGGUGUACCUCCUCAACUGUUGACCACUCCAGGCACAAGUGCAAAGCUCUUAGUGCUCGACGAGCUAUUGGUCAAAAUCAGAAACGAGUCGGAUGACAAAGUUGUUCUGGUCAGUCACUACACAGAGACCAUGGACAUGUUGGCUACAUUGGUCACAUCCCUUGGUAUGGGGUAUGUUCGCCUGGAUGGCAGUGUAGCUCAAUCGAAGCGCCAGGAUCUGAUCGACCGAUUCAACAACACUCCACCGAGCAAAGUCUACAUAUUUCUACUGUCGGCGAAGUCCGGUGGUACUGGUCUGAACCUCGUCGGCGCCUCGCGGUUGAUCAUGUACGACUCUGACUGGAAUCCGGCACACGAUUUGCAAGCCAUGGCUCGCAUUCACCGCGAUGGACAGAAGAAGCCGUGUUAUAUUUAUCGCUUCGUAACUCAGGGUGUCAUGGACGAGAAGAUCUUUCAGCGCCAAAUCACCAAGACAGGUCUCGCAGACAGUAUUGUGGACGGGAAAGACGCCGCUAGCAACUUCACACAAAAUGACCUGCGCGACCUGUUCUCUUUCGACGAAGAGGAUGAUUGCCAAACGCAUCGCUUGCUCGGUUGUCAAUGCGAACAGAAUGGUCUGCCGUUCUCAGAAGCUGUCGAGGACGAAGUUGCAGAGCAAGUCGGCAGGAAUGAUCUUGCUAAGUUGAGUGGUGGCGAGAUCGAGGUGCUACAUCUGGAGGACAGUGACCAAGAGGAAGUCUACGUGCCAAAGAAAUGCACUACGACUUUGGGAAAUGUUGAUCGGGAUGCUCAGGAGGCCGAGAUUCUGCGCAAUGCUCGAGAAAGUCGCGACUCUGAAGGCAAGGCGAAGAUGCUGAGUCUCAUGCAGUACACUCACCUCGACACAUCUUUGACGAGAGGAGAGGAGCCAGCGCGCCGCAAGGGCUGGGAUGAAGAUGACGAGGAUACCAGCAACGAGGGUGAUACCUCCACGAUGAGUAUCCUUGAUGCAGCGAUCGAUGACGCCGCUUUGCGAAAUGUCAUUCGUGAUGUCGGGCAGAGAAUAGGCUACGUGAUGACGAAAAUGGGUACCUCGCGGAACGAGGAGGGAGCAGCAGAAGAAACAAAGGGAUAGACAUAGAUCAUCACGGCUUCAUGUGUGACGACAGAAAUGGCUGUGUAUACUGACGAUGAAUGGCUGGC
Messenger RNA from Cercospora beticola, 2999 nucleotides. Its product is annotated as DEAD/DEAH box helicase. NCBI's taxonomy places the organism in Eukaryota, Fungi, Ascomycota, Dothideomycetes, Mycosphaerellales, Mycosphaerellaceae. Gene Ontology annotation, cellular component: nucleus. The record is from RefSeq and is a predicted model, not a curated record. Gene Ontology annotation, molecular function: DNA translocase activity; ATP binding; ATP-dependent chromatin remodeler activity. Gene Ontology annotation, biological process: reciprocal meiotic recombination; double-strand break repair via homologous recombination.